Molecule: messenger RNA, 2361 nt
Organism: Hirsutella rhossiliensis
Lineage: Eukaryota; Fungi; Ascomycota; Sordariomycetes; Hypocreales; Ophiocordycipitaceae
Product: MOSC domain-containing protein
Exons: 4
Coding region: 1-2361 (786 amino acids)
Biological process (GO): Mo-molybdopterin cofactor biosynthetic process
Molecular function (GO): pyridoxal phosphate binding; molybdenum ion binding; molybdenum cofactor sulfurtransferase activity
Source: RefSeq, a predicted model, not a curated record
AUGGCAAGCCAGGUCGAAGCCGCCUAUCAUGCGGCUGUCGAGGACCUGCGGGACCUAGAAUAUCCCAUGCUCAAGGAUAGCAUCUACCUGGACCAUGCAGCGUCCACGCCGUCUCCCAAGUCCCUUAUGGACGCCUUUGCCGCCGAGAUGACCUCGACGCUCUACGGGAAUCCGCACUCGGCAUCGUGGCCCUCCCAGCUCUCGGCCACGCGCAUCGAUGACGUUCGGCUGAGCCUGCUGGGCUUCUUCAACGCCGAUCCCGCCGAGUACGACCUCGUCUUCGUGGCCAACGCCACGGCUGGCGUGAAGCUCGUUGUCGAGGCCAUGAGGUCGCUGCCCAACGGCUACGUAUAUGCCUACCAUCAAGCAUGUCACACGAGCUUGGUCGGAGCCAGGGAGGAUGCGCGCUCCAGCACAUGUCUUGAUGACAGCGGCGUGCAGUCAUGGCUCGAUGGCGUCGACCCGUUUGACACAGCGCCACAAGCACCGUCGGCCAGGCUGUUCUCCUUCUCUGCCCAAUCUCACAUGGACGGCCGGAGAUAUCCACUGUCGUGGCCCAGAGAUUUGCAGGACAGGACUGAAGCAGCCUCACCGCGCUUGUAUACUCUCCUUGAUGCCGCAUCUCUGGGUGCGACCUCGCAGCUGCAUCUCGGGUCGCCUGUCUUCGCUGCCGACUUCACCCUUCUCAGCCUGUACAAGAUUUUUGGGUUUCCCGAGCUCGGUGUCAUCAUCAUACGCCGUUCUGCCGAGCCUGAGCGCUGGCACGUCCGGAAGACGCAAUCUCUUCAUGAGCGCCUAGAAGACGGUACACUGCCUUUUCAAAGCAUCAUGGCCAUCGAUGCAGCGUUGAAGGUGCACAAAAAGCUAUUCGGGUCGAUGAACAACAUUGCCGCUCACACGAGCUACCUGGCCAUCAAACUGCGUGAUGGUCUCCGCUCCCUGCGACACGGGAACGGGCGGCCGGUUUGCGUCAUGUACAAUGCUACUGCAGAGGACCGGGAGGGGCAGGGCAUCGGCCCAGUCGUGUCCUUCAACAUCGUCAACGGCGCAGGGGGCUGGGUCAGCCUUGCCGAGUUUGAAAAGCUGGCGAUUUUGAGAAACAUGCACGUCCGAACAGGAGGGCUGUGUUGUCCAGGGGGAAUAGCAUCCACACUUGGGCUGGAACCUUGGGAACUGAAGAGGAACCUCUCGGCCGGGUAUCGAUGCGGAACCGAGAGCGACAUUAUGACGGGGAAGCCGCAUGGCGUCAUCAGAGCCAGCCUCGGUGCCAUGAGUAUCGCAUCCGACGUCGAUAGCUUUACCGAGUUUGUCAGAGAGUUCUUUGUUGAAGGCACGCCGCCGCCGCCAGAUAUCAACCUAGACAGGAGUACGAAAGCCCGAAAUUCACGCACUCUCAGGGUGAAGGCGAUGACUGUCUACCCCAUCAAAAGCUGUGGAGGCUUCGUCAUUCCGCCAGGACUUCGCUGGGGAGUCAGGGCAGAAGGUCUGGCCUGGGAUCGAGAGUGGUGCCUGGUACAUCGAGGUUCUGGCCAAGCUCUCAGCCAAAAGCGUUAUCCCAACAUGGCCCUUUUGCGGCCGGUCCUGGAUCUCGAACGCGGGAUCAUGCGGGUGGUGUUCCACGGACCCUCGCAAGAAUCCAAGCAUCCUUAUGUGGAAAUACCGCUGUCAGCCAACCCGGCUCUGUCCCAUGACAAGUCUCGCCAAAUGGCGCCGCGCGUCUGCGGAGAGCAAGUAUACGCACAGGCCUACGUUUCAAACGAGAUGAAUGAUUUCUUCGCCAAUGCACUAGGGGUGCCAUGUGUACUGGCUCGGCUUCAGAAGCAUCAGCGAGUGGCCGUGCUGCGGAGCAUUCCGGGCUCGUUCCCUGACGUGCCCUCCCCGCCGGACUCAGACUCGGAGCAGCAGCAGCAGACCAGGAUUUUGCUCUCAAAUGAGAGCCCGAUUCUACUGGUCCACAGCUCCAGCGUGGAUGCAUUGAACUACGAUAUCAAAAGCAGAGGUGGGGACGCAGUGGCGGAAUCCACGUUUCGGGCGAACAUAAUUGUGGAAAGUCUGCCGGGGGGACUUGGAGAGCCGGCGUACUCGGAGGAUACAUGGAGCCGGAUCCGGAUCGGAGACGAGGACUUUAAACUACUUGGAGCUUGCCGGCGGUGCCAGAUGGUGUGCGUCGACCAGGUUACGGCGGAGAGAAGGCAAGAACCGCUCACGACAUUGGCCAAGACGAGAAGGUUCGACAGCAAGGUGUACUUUGGCGCGCAUAUGCGUCACGAACCAGGAGAUGAGGGACAUGGUCCGCCGAGCCUCCCGCCGACCAUUGAGGUUGGAGAACCGGUCCUUGUUUACGACGGGCACUAUCAGUAA